Molecule: messenger RNA, 1086 nt
Organism: Trichomonas vaginalis G3
Lineage: Eukaryota; Parabasalia; Trichomonadida; Trichomonadidae
Product: spectrin binding
Exons: 1
Coding region: 1-1086 (361 amino acids)
Molecular function (GO): protein binding
Source: RefSeq, a predicted model, not a curated record
AUGCAUAAUGACAAAGUAAAAUUCAUCUAUUUAACUGAAAGAGAUGAUUUUGAUAUAGAUCAUAGGUUUAUAGGCCUUUCAUAUCUUGCUUGCCCAGGUAAAUGUUCAUUACUUGAAUUAUGUUGUUACUAUGGAGCAGUUGAUUGUUUCAAAUUAUUAAGAACGAAAUUUAACUUAGAAAUAACUUAUAUGUGUCAAGAGAUCAUUAGUGAAUGUUUGAAAUAUCAAACACCAGAUGAAGCAUGCAUGAAUUUUGCAAUUAUUUCACACAACAUUGAUUUUGUUACAUUCUUGAUGAACGAAUACAAUAUAACGAUCAAUUUAUAUGAUUGCGGAGCAUAUAAUAAUCUUGAAUCAUUUUUAGUUUUUUUCGAUCAAACUAAUGAUUUUAACAUAUGUUUUAUUUAUUCAGCAUGGUUUGAUAUUCCAUCCUUUUGCGAAUAUUUCCUUUCACAUGGUGCAAAUAUUAAUGAAAAAGAUAAAUUUGGAAGAACGGCUCUUCAUUAUGCAUCACAGAACAAUAAUAUAAAAAUAGUUGAGUAUCUUAUUUCACACGGUGCAAAUAUUAAUGAAAAAGAUAAAGUUGGAAGAACGGCUCUUCAAAAUGCAGCACGUUCUAAUAGAAAAGAAACGGCCAAACUUCUUAUUUCACAUGGUGCAAAUAUCAAUGAAAAAGAUAUAGUUGGGAAAAUCGCUCUUCAUUAUGCAACACUGCAAAAUUAUAAAGAAUUUACCGAACUUCUUAUUUCACAUGGUGCAAAUAUUAAUGAAAAAGAUAGAAUAGGAAAAACCGCUCUUCAUUAUGCAGCAGAAUUUAAUAGAAAAGAAAAUGCCGAACUUCUUAUUUCACAUGGUGCAAAUAUUAAUGAAAAAGAUAGAAUAGGAAAAACCGCUCUUCAUUAUGCAGCAGAAUUUAAUAGAAAAGAAACUGCCGAACUUCUUAUUUCACAUGGUGCAAAUAUUAAUGAAAAAGAUAGAAUAGGAAAAACCGCUCUUCAUUAUGCAGCAGAAUUUAAUAGAAAAGAAACUGCUGAACUUCUUAUUUCACAUGGUGCAAAUAUUAAUGAAAAAGAUGUAAAUAAAUAA